GCCGCUCCGUACUGCCUACGCGCAGCAUCAGCGCCUCAGCCCGGACGCCGACUGCGUGUCCCUGCACGGCUGCGGGGUUGCGCUCAUUCACCCACCAGCAGAGCUUCUCUCUGGCUGCGCAGGCGCUUUCGAGUCAUUUCUGGAAGAAGAUGGCGGACAGAGCCGAGAUGUUUUCGCUCUCCACCUUUCGUUCCCUGUCUCCUCCAAGUUGCAGACAAGCUCACGACAUCAGUCUGGAGGAGUUUGAUGAUGAAGAUUUGUCCGAGAUCACGGAUGACUGCGGGAUUGGGCUGAACUACGACUCAGACCCCUACGACAAGGACUGUCUCAUCCUGGAGAAGAAUGAGCACCAUCCAGUCUGCUCCUUCCAGGAUGACUUCCAGGAAUUUGAGAUGAUUGACGAUGAGGAUGAGGACGAUGAUGAGGAUGAGGAAGACGAGGCAGACCCUGAGGCAUCUCCCCCCUCCCCAACUUUAGGGUUGCUGCAGAAGAGCCGGCCCACCACCCUGAACCUCACCUCAGCUGUGUCACAGGAUUCGCUGAACAACAACAACAGCUUCUCCCCCCGAAAAGGAAGCUGGCAGGAAUCGCUCCGUUACCCCGCCCCACACGGACGGGUAUCUCCUGAUCAUUCCGGCCUUGAGGAAGGUGAACAUGUGAAAGGUCAAACUGCUGCGCCCCCGGUCAAAGAGUCUUUCGAUCAACACAAAAUGUCCAGCAGCUCCGACACGGAGGGUGAGCCCAGCGUAGAGGCCCCAGCCCAGGGCGACGGCGUGCCUGUUGUAGGCGAGAGUUCCCAGUGCUCCGACACAGAAGUUGACCAAGACCUCAACAGCGCCUGUGCCAGAAGGCGCAGGUCCCAAUCCAGACAAGCCAAUGAAACAUAUACCAUCACCACUGAGUCGGCUGUUGACCCUGAGCUGGAGAAUGACGUGACUUCAGGUACCAGCAAAUGCCUUUCCCCCUCACCACCAGCCAGCAAUGAUUCCGGAACCCCCUUGACAGAAGAUGAACUAGACCAAGAUUUUGACGUUGACUUUUUGUCCAAGAAUACGAAUGACUUGGUCUGCAAAGAAGCUGAGGACUCAUUCUAUGUAGAGUUUCCUCCGAUUGAACCAUGCGAAAUAGCCUUUAUGUCAUCAGCUGGUCAGCCCAAUGCUGACCAAGCGGAGGUUUUCUCUGACCAUCAUAGAGUCAUUCAAGAUCAUGCAUCUGGAGCCUCUAAUGACACAAACUCCCCAUCAUCUGACCCGGGCAUCGCAGACAUGAAGGGAUGCAACAUGUACGCAACUUCGGACCAGCAGAGCGAUGACCUGAGCACUCCUGGCUCUGAUUCGGACGUAGAGGGUGAGCUGGAGGCAGCCUUUGCCUGCGGGGGUCCCUUGGUCAGUCACAUGAUCUCAUCCAUCUCAGAGACUGAGCUGGACCUGACAAGUGACAGCAGCAGUGGCCGCUCAUCCCACCUCACCAACUCCAUCGAGGAGGCCAGCUCACCCACUUCUGAUCAGGAGUUAGAGACCGAGCUGGAGCAAGACAGCGGGAUUGUGGGUAUCAAGGCUUCUCUGCUCCUUGGGCAGCCCGAGCCCAUCAAAGAUGCUUCACCCACUGAUGAGCCAGAGAUGCAGGAGCAGCUAGAUGACAGUCAGGCAUUGAUGGGGAUGCAAAGUAUUGAUGAUGUCAUCUAUGAGCACACGGCCGACCCCGACGAGACCCUGCCACCCACAGACUGCUGUGACGAUAAGCUUUCCCAACAGCUGGUGCUGAAGAUUGAACCAGACCACAGCCUGGAGAGCUUUAAAAGGUCCUUCUACUUGCCCAUAGGGCCAAAACUCAUGCCCGCCGUGGAUGACAGUGACUGUGAUUCUGAGUCAGAAUCAGAGGAUGAACUGAGUGAGAAUUCGGAUUCCCCCUGGCUGCUCAGCAAUCUCGUCAACAAAAUGAUCUCUGAGGGCUCCUACCCCAUCAGCUGUCCAGAGGACUGCUUUAAAAGGUCUGCCUCCAUCUCGGACACCAUUUCCCCCUCAUCAGACUUGGAGGCAGAUGCUUUUAAUGAUCAUUUUGAAGUCCAGCAGCAGAGGCCAAAGUCGAAUGAUGACGUGCAGGAGGAGAGUUCAGAUGAAAACGACAAACACUUAGGUCUGAUUGCGUCAGCUGAUUCCAAGGAGGAACUCAAGGGUGAUGAGAUGGUUCGGCCAGAGAGCAGAGUGGGCCUAUCAGGAAACAGCGACACAUCAGGCACGUGUGUAUAUGCAAAGGACAACAACACCCCCAUGCCCAAGGAAGCAUACAGCCGCAGAAUGAUAAACCCAGGAGGUCAUGGUGUGGCCUCAGGUCCAGCUUCUCCCAAAGACCUGGACAGCUCUCCUGGUCCCAGGUUGGAUAAAAACAUUAUACAAGAGGAGCAGGAGCCUGAUAAUGACCUGUCAAUGAAAAUGACAGGACAUCAACCCCAUGAGCUCAUUGAAGAUAUGGAGAGCGAUGAAGAAAGGGAGAACAUGAGGUUACUGGACCGGAUGACUGAGGUGAAGAACAGCCUCACUCUGGACAUUCCCACCACCCAGACUAACCGCUGCUUCAGCUUGACCUUUUCCACUGACAACGACGAGGGCUCCUUCCCAGUGUCCCUCCACGGUUCCCCCUAUGGCGAGGUCUACCUGGACAGCUCUCCGCCCGUCGACGAGAGCGUCCAGGCCCACAGACCCACCGAGAAUCUGAUGGGCAGGCACAUGGAUGAAUCACUAGCCUACGACUCGGUCAAGUACACCUUGGUGGUGGAUGAGAACGCCACCCUGGAGCUGAUCAGUCUGAGGAGGUGCACGUCCGUCCUGAGUGAUGACAGCGACAUAUCUACGCUGUGCGACGACUGCCCCCUGGAAGUGGGCGGUGAGUUUGGCCAGGGUGGAGAGAACCUGAGUGUCAUCAGUUCUUCCGAGGACUCGUCCCCAGAGGCUGAAAUUCCCUUCUCCAAGAAAUUCCUCAAUGUCUUUGUCAACAGCACCACACGCUCAUCUAGUACAGAGUCAUUUGGGCUUUUCGCUUGCACCAUUAAUGGACAGGAGAGAGAACAGACACACAGGGCUGUAUUCAGGUUCAUCCCCAGGCAUGCAGAUGAGCUAGAGCUGGACGUGGACGAUCCCUUGUUCGUAGAGGAAGAGGAGGAUGACUACUGGUACCGAGGAUAUAACAUGCGCACCGGGGAGAGGGGCAUCUUCCCUGCCUACUACGCCCACGAGGUCGUCGGUCAAGCCAGGGAGCUUGGGGGGCUGAAGAGGGACACAUCCUGGAUGGAGAGCUUCAGCGUUCAGUUCCUUGGGUCGGUGGAGGUGCCCUAUCAUCAGGGCAAUGGCAUCCUGUGUGCUGCAAUGCAGAAGAUCGCCGUCACGCGGAAGCGGACAGUACAUGUGCGUCCCCCUGUGCUGUGUGACCUGGAGAUCAGCCUGCAGGGCAUCAAGCUGGUCAUGAGUCUGGACGACGACUUCGGGGAAUUGGAUGAGUUUGACAGGUGCAGCCACUUCUUCCAGAUGAAAAACAUCUCCUUCUGUGGAUGCCACCCCAAGAACAACUGCUACUUUGGGUUUAUCACCAAGCAUCCGACGCUGAACCGCUUUGCCUGUCACGUAUUUGUAUCCCAGGAGUCCAUGCGGCGUGUGGCAGAAUGUGUAGGACGUGCUUUCCAGGAGUAUUACCAGGAGCACCUGGAGUAUGCCUGUCCCACGGAGGACAUCUACCUGGAGUAGCAGAGACACCAAGACCCUGUUCUCCUCUUAUUAUGUAUGUUCCUAAGUGCUCCACCAGGGGGCGGUGUGUAGCUGUUAUCUAUUGUACAAUACAUUUUGUUCUGGCGUUUCUCUUUUUGCCCCAGCGCUCUCACUUUGAGAACUCCUACCCUUAUAUUUUACUUCUUUUCUACAAUAUUAUAGGGAUUUUUUUGGCAGCUCUGCAAACCUGCAAAUAUUUUCUUUAAUUUUCAUUUCCGUUUUGAGUUUAAAAUUACAGCAAAUCCUGUAUGUGACAUUCAUGCAUGGCUUUAUGGGUAACGCACAGAGACACAGACAAGCAAAACAGCUAAGAUUUUCUGUUGUGCUAAUCUUGGGUUUGGGUAGGCUUUAUAUAACUAGAAGAUUUAAAAAAUAGGAGAGUCUGUAAAUAAGAAUUUGUUCAAUAUCAAACAAAUGAUGUUUUGAUUUCUACUGAAAUUAUUAUUCUGGAGAAGGUGAACAGGUGGUUAUAGGUUUGAGGUGGGCCAUAUCAGUGUGGGGUAGAGGAGUCUCCUAGUGAAUAGGCAGAGGAAACAUACUGUAAAUAAAUGUAUAGAUUUAGGAGAACGUUAGAUUGUUUUAAGAACAAGUGGUUAUUAGCAUCCACAUCGGUUAUGACUAGGUACUGUCAGGACACGGUUAGUGAUCUGGUGUGGUCUGCUGUGUGAAAGACCGGACUGACAAAACCGUGCAUCUGCUGGGGGUCACAGCAGCCGGACUUAAAGCUUCCGAGAUCGACGUCGCCUUUGUUAAAGAAAAGCUACAGCUUUGGGGUAAAAAAACACACAGCAAUCACGGCUUCCAUCAUCUCUGGCGAGGCAGAAGACAAUUUUUAAAAAUACAAUGAAAAUCAGCUUAUAUGCAAUUAGUUUGUAGUCGAAGAAAAUUAUAUAUGUAUACACAUACUGCAAAAUGUUCUUAUAAUAAUGACAAUUAAUGGCACGGCGUGCAUUCAUUUGGUUGCUCUAAACAUCAGAGGAAUAGGGGUACAUUUGACAAUUAGAGUCCUAGAGCCUAUCACAUAGGACGAAAGCCUCCAAGGGCAAAAUCUUGAAAAGUCUACGGUAAGAAUGGCCGCAUCUUCAUUUCUCCUGUCCUGUCUCUGUACAGCUUAUUUCCAUAAUGAUAUUGACGUCAUUGUAUGGCCAAGUGGAUUCUGGGAAAAUGGCGCUGCUCUCGCAAAAACUAUUUUUUCCCGUGCGAGGCGAGACUCGAUCUUUCUUACUUAGCGUGGCUUAAUGUAGAUACCGGUCUUGCAUGUCGUAAAACGUAAAGAAAACUUUGGUUCUGUAACGAAGACCUUUGCCGUGUUUUUUCCCCUUUCGGUUCUCUCUCUGGAUUUUUGCUGCUCACUCUGAAAACUCCGGCAUUAAACCUCCAGCAACAUCACUAGUGAUCGAAGCCAUAAUAUAUCGGACUGUUCAAUAAUAUCUUUGGCUGGGAUCUCAGCUGCAAAUGCUGUGGGGAGGAAGACUCCCCCGAUUCACUGAGCUGCUUGGACAGCGUGGGGCCGAAUGGAGAGAGAGAGACAGAGAGAGAGGCCUUCUUUAUGUCCAGUAUAAGACCAUAAUCCCAAUGUCCAUGUCACAAGGGCCUGUUAGCUGCUGGGGUAUGUUACACCACGAAAAAGGGUCAUCAAAAAAAGAAGAAAAACACAAAACGAGGUCCUUCAAUAAGUCUUUUUUUUAUUCUUCUGAAUAUUGUUUUAAUGAUCAUCAUAUAGAGCAAAAGUAUUUAUUAUAUAAAGCAUAUGAUCACAGACCAAUAUUGUGUCUACAGGUAUUUACUAUUUUUCUCUUACCGAAAUGAGUUACACUUUGAAUGCUUCACAUUUUAGGUUUCACAUCUGUGUCGGUGUUCAUGUGCGGGUUUUAUGGAUACAGUAGAUUGUGACUUCUUUGUACCUUAUCAAAAAUAAAAGGAGAGAGAAAUCGCUGUCAUUGGAAAUCUGGUUGGGACUCAAGCCAAAGAUGGAAAGCGGGUCAUCCCCGGGCUCCUGUUGUCCGCUUGUGGGAAUUCGUCUUGUCGCCGCUGUCUAGUCUCCAUCUUGUUUGCAUGAUUUCCAUGUCGUUACUCAUGUCCUUGUCCUGACUUUGACAAAACUUUAACAAAGCACUAAUACCGGGGGAGAUAUCCGUAACAAAAAGCACAGGACCUCUGUCCUUAAAGCCAGCUGCAGUACAUUUUAGCCAUUUAUAAGAAAGCUUAGCCAUUGACAGCGGCCAGGACUAGUAAACCUUAAUGAAACAAAGCAACACAAUGAACACGAUGUGUUUCUAUUUUUGAAAAAAAAAUAGAAAACAGACUGAGCCUGGAUAUUUAUCUUGGUGUGUAAGGGUGCUAUAUCGUUCUGUUAAUAAUUUAUGAACUUCGGAAAUAGGAAAGAGUUUAAGUCAGUAGAGUGGAGGUAUGUUAGAUGUAGACUGUGUUGGUCAUCCCCUCUGAUUAUUGAUAUUACUGUAACUGUAAAACAAGAUUUUGUGGGUCAUUGUGUUUUUUUUUUGUUUUUUUUUUGUCUCAUUACUUAUUCUAUACAUGUACAACUUCUCUGGGGUGGUCUGAGCCUCAGCAGGUAAGAAGGCUGUGCCUGAGCUUGGAUGUUUGUGAGGUCAAAUCCCAAAAAAAAAAAAAAUCAUAUAUAUGUAUAUAAUUUUGGCUGAAAGCAUUUGCUAAUGAAAUGUAAACUUCUCUACGUACCAGCAGAGGGGAAUGAUGUAGUUGCAGUUUGAACUAGAAAUCAUGCUAUACAUACCGACAUUGGGAAAGGCACAGACUGAAACAGGUGCAGACUGAUAAGGCAGAGCUUAGGGUUCAACUUAGGAUGUGCAGUACCUGCCAAAAGUCUGGACACAAAAUCAUUUGUUUUUCAACAAGAUAAUGACCCUAAGCUCACCUUAAGGUUAUACAGUAAGUAUUAUCUUGUGAACAAGCAAAGAGAUAGAUUCCCGUGACAGAUGUCUGGCCCCCACAAUCCCCCGACCUAAACCCUGCAGAGCCGGUUUGGGACGACUUCAAAUGAAGAGUAAGAGCAGGUAGCCAGCAUGUGCCCAGGACUUAUGGAAACUCCUUCAGGACUGUUGGAGAAGCGUCCAGGUGGCUACAUCUGGAAGCUGACAGAGAAUGUCAGGAGUCUGCAAUGCUGUCAUUGAAGCAAAAGGCGGCUAUUUUGAAGUCUAAAAUCUUCAGAUGUUGAACACUGCUCUUGGUUGUUACAGUAUUUAGUAUGUAUUAUGUCAUUGCCAUAAGGUGACAAAUGAAUUAAAAGCAAGUGUGUCCAGAAUUUUGAUGGGUACUGUACAGGAGCAAAGCCUUGCGCCAAAAACUGAACUCACUGCUGCUACUUACAGUUUGCUAGCUUGAGAUGAAGCAUUUUAGGGUGGAUGUUCCCAAAGGUUAUCCUCUCCAUAUUUCAUGCAGAAUGCAAUAUCACUGCUGUUGGUGAGAGAUAACAAUCACUUCUUAUUUUCGGGAGAAUAGAUGUGAUCAAAGGUUGUGUGAUGUUACAGGAGAAAGCGCUGUGAAUGCAAUAGGGUCCGAUUCUUUACUGUCUCAACUGUGAGAUUGAACCAAACACGUAAAAUAAAGGAAACUGACUCUGCGACUUUAUGAGUAUCAGCGAUGGAAGACUGACAGAUUUACAGAAGCACUUCACCUUUCGUCCUUUUGGAUUUAGGUCUCAUUUUCUUUCUCUGUUCUGUGUUCCUCCGGGUAAAGAAACACCUCGCACUGUCAUAUCCUAAUUUGCCAAAUGUAAACAUGCUACAAAGUUUGUUUCGCAAGGAUCUAAACUCUCCAGAAUUUGUUCAUCAACAUAUAGCUACUUAUAAAGUCUGAUGUAGAUUCCAUCCCCCCCAACGCUGAGAAUAAAUAGAUUUAACCCAAAAACCAGCUGCAGAUAAUUGUCCAAAAGGCUGUUUUAUAUACAAAAGUGUAUCCACCUGUUUCAUAUUCCUGUGUAUCAUUUUAGUCCAAUAAGGUUUCAGAACUCUUCCAACAUUGGCUGUUCCAGAAGAUUCCAUUUGGGUUGGUUUAGCAACUCUACUGCAUCCAGGUAACCUGUUUUGCAUUAAUGCUAAUCAAACCCUGAUCGUCUGCUCUUUAGCUAAACACGUCAGUAUGUGAUGGACACUGUAUCAUUUGAGCAAGGACUUAUAAUGAAGUAUAAACUUUACUCACUCUGCCUUGUCAUGGAUUUGGUCUUAUGAAUAAAAUAUAUGCUUGAUGUUGA
Molecule: messenger RNA, 7986 nt
Organism: Paramormyrops kingsleyae
Lineage: Eukaryota; Metazoa; Chordata; Actinopteri; Osteoglossiformes; Mormyridae
Gene: mapk8ip2
Product: mitogen-activated protein kinase 8 interacting protein 2
Biological process (GO): regulation of JNK cascade; JNK cascade
Cellular component (GO): cytoplasm
Molecular function (GO): JUN kinase binding; MAP kinase scaffold activity
Source: RefSeq, a predicted model, not a curated record